UACACUCAGUGAAACAGCAGAAAUAAGUCGCACACAAAACAGCCAAUCAUUCGUUCGUCUCGGAUUAAGAUUUUUGCAAAAUGACUACGGAUAUUGCCCGCGAUUUGGAAGCUCCAGGCUUCAGCUUUGAAAAUUGCCGCCGAAACGCGCAGCUCGUCAAGAAUGGGUUCGUGCCGCCGAAGAUGAUCAAAACGGGAACCACGAUCUGUGGUAUCAUCUUCAAGGAUGGGGUCAUCCUCGGUGCCGACACCCGGGCCACCGAGGGUCCGAUCGUGGCGGACAAGAACUGCGAAAAGAUUCACUACCUGGCGAAGAACAUGUACUGCUGCGGCGCCGGCACUGCGGCCGACACCGAGAUGACCACACAGAUGAUCGCGUCCAAUCUGGAGCUACACCGGCUGAACACGGGCCGAACGGUGCCGGUGGUCGUGGCCAAUAGGAUGCUCAAACAGUUUCUGUUCCGCUACCAGGGCCACAUCAGUGCGGCCUUGGUGUUGGGCGGCGUGGACUCCACCGGAUCUUACAUCCACUGCAUCUACCCGCACGGGUCCUCCGAUGAGCUGCCGUACGCGACGAUGGGCUCCGGCAGCUUGGCGGCCAUGUCCGUGUUCGAGUCUCGCUGGAAGCCGGACAUGAGCGAGGAAGAGGGCAAGAAGCUGGUACGGGACGCGAUUGCGGCCGGUGUGUUCAACGAUCUCGGAUCGGGCUCCAACAUCGACCUGUGCGUCAUCCGAAAGGAUACGACCGAGUAUUUGCGCACGUACGAGGAGGCCAACAAGAAGGGCAAGCGCACGCUGGCGUACGACUUCAAGCCGGGCACGACCGCUGUGCUGCAGAGCCAGAGCUUCAAGGUGGACAUCACGGAAACCGUCGUCCGCCAUCUCGUGUCGGAGGGCGGCGAAAGCAUGGACACUGCCUGAUUGAUAGCGGUUUAAUUGCUCGCUGGGUUUGCUUUUUCCCUCAAUUCCACGUCGUCUUUGUCGGUUUCUUUCGGAAUAAAUAACUCCGCAUCUUUUUGAGAAGAUUAA
Anopheles bellator is the source of this 1028-nucleotide messenger RNA. RefSeq names its product proteasome subunit beta type-7 (gene Prosbeta2). The transcript is spliced from 2 exons. Bases 81 to 920 code for a protein of 279 amino acids. Lineage: Eukaryota; Metazoa; Arthropoda; Insecta; Diptera; Culicidae. Gene Ontology annotation, molecular function: threonine-type endopeptidase activity. The record is from RefSeq and is a predicted model, not a curated record. Gene Ontology annotation, cellular component: proteasome core complex.